AUUAUUUAGAUUAUUAUUUACAAAUGUAGAUAACCCUAAGGGGUCAGUAUAAAACAAAAUGCAGUAUACGUUUGACUGUGAAACCAUAAACAUAAAAAUGAUCAACUUUAUAUUAUUCAUUGCACUUUUAAUGUCUUCGGUCUCGUCCCAAGAAGUCGAAAUGAAUAAUAAGUGCACGUACACACUCAACAAAAGUAUUUUUACUUGUGUAGGCCUAAAUGACUACAAACAGAACAUACAACUAUUUUUGGUGGAUGGAACCAACGUUUUAUUUAUAAAGGACACAGAACACAUUGACAUCGACAAGGGUUUUCACGCUCCUGACAACUUUCAAAAAUUAAAGCGAUACGACAUAAUAAACAGCAACCAUUUAAGUAUUCAAAGUUACGGUUUUAGUGGACUCAAGAAUGUGGAAUACAUGCAUAUGAGUGGAAACAAGUGGGACACAAUUGCGGACAAUACGUUUAUGGGGAUGUCACAACUUAGGACGUUGGAACUACGUGACAACGGAAUAAGGGAAAUACGUAAGAAUAGCUUUAGUGGAUUGGAAAACUUGAAAGUGUUAGACUUGACAAAAAAUAUAAUUCAGGAAUUAGCAGAGAAUAUUUUUAAGGAUUUGAUCAAUCUGGAAAACUUAUAUUUGACUCACAAUUCUCUGAAAAUCAUAAGCAAUGGUGCAUUUAAUGGUUUGGCAAAAUUGAAUAUGUUGAUGUUAUCGAACAACUCACUUGAAUCAUUGAAUAUCAAUGAAGUUAAUAAAUUGGUGAAUUUGGAGUUUUUUUAUAUCGACUUCAAUCAAUUAGAGACGCUGAGUGGUGAACUAAUAUUGCCGAACCUAAAAUUUAUACAAAUAACGAAUAAUAAAUUGGAACAUAUAUCAGAGGGACUUAUUAAGAAAUGCCCUAAUUUAAUGUCGGUAGACUUGUCAAAUAAUAAGUUAAGCGCAAUAUCUGUUACUCCAUUUAUAAAUUUACCGAAAUUGAAGUUAGUAAAUUUGCGCAAUAAUAAUGUUAUUAUGGCAAAAUUUAAUGACUUGAAGAACAAUGCUAUGGUAAUCUUAUAAAUAAUCUUAAUUUAUUUUGUAUUGUAUAUGUAUGUUUUUUUUGUUAAAUAAGUGAUAUAGAAACCU
Molecule: messenger RNA, 1129 nt
Organism: Aethina tumida (small hive beetle)
Lineage: Eukaryota; Metazoa; Arthropoda; Insecta; Coleoptera; Nitidulidae
Product: insulin-like growth factor-binding protein complex acid labile subunit
Exons: 2
Coding region: 59-1063 (334 amino acids)
Cellular component (GO): extracellular matrix
Molecular function (GO): protein binding
Source: RefSeq, a predicted model, not a curated record